This is a messenger RNA of Megalobrama amblycephala (Wuchang bream), 2834 nucleotides long. RefSeq names its product FLVCR heme transporter 2a (gene flvcr2a). Gene Ontology annotation, molecular function: heme transmembrane transporter activity; heme binding. The coding region runs from base 347 to 1822 and encodes 491 amino acids. Gene Ontology annotation, biological process: heme export; transmembrane transport. Gene Ontology annotation, cellular component: membrane. The record is from RefSeq and is a predicted model, not a curated record. NCBI's taxonomy places the organism in Eukaryota, Metazoa, Chordata, Actinopteri, Cypriniformes, Xenocyprididae. The transcript is spliced from 10 exons.
UUGCGCAGAAGCUGAUGAUUAACAGAAGAUCAGGUGCUAGAGUUUCUCAUAUCAUUCGGAGUGAUGAUGAUGAUGAUGAUGAUGAUGAUGAUGUAGAGCCUGAAGCUCGCGCGCAUGAAUCAGUGAUAGAAGUAGAGUUGUUUCCAGGAGGGAUGCACGAUUUUGUCUUCAACUUUGCAGUGAAUCAGUUUUAUCGGGGCUGGAAACAAAGUGUCCGGAUGUUUGAGGACUCGUGCGCUCUUACGGCUGAACUUAUGCGUCUGGAAUAUUUUCUUAAUAUGACAGAGGGACGUGAUUCUGGAUUCAUGAGCAGGUUUGACUGACGGUACAAAAGUAGCUGUACAAAAUGUGCGAAAAAGGCGACAGUCACUUUGGAAAGGACGCUCUUCAGACAGGACCGACGACGAAAAGUAACAUGGAUCACGUUGAAAUUUCCGAAUGCAGAGACAUGAACACUGUUCCCAUCUGUAGUAACACUCGUUUGUACAGGAGAAGGUGGCUCAUUCUGUUCGUCUUCAGCUCAAAUUCACUGUGCAACGCGUUCCAGUGGAUCCAGUAUGGAAUCAUCAACAACAUCUUCAUGAAAUUCUACAGCGUCUCUUCAUUCGCCAUCGACUGGCUGUCAAUGGUCUAUAUGUUGACUUAUAUCCCCUUCAUAUUCCCUGUCACAUGGCUGCUGGAGAGGAAGGGGCUCCGGGUGAUCGGUCUGCUCGCAGCCUCCAUCAACUGCGUGGGAACGUGGAUCAAAGUGGCCAGCGUUCAGCCCAGCCGUUUCUGGGUCACUAUGCUCGGACAGUUCACGUGUUCCUUUGCUCAACUGUUCAUUUUAGGGAUGCCGUCUCAGGUCGCGUCCGUGUGGUUCGGUUCUGAUGAAGUGUCCACCGCCUGCGCCAUCGGCGUGUUUGGAAACCAGCUUGGUAUUGCUAUUGGCUUCUUGCUCCCGCCCGUUCUUGUGCCCAACGUGGAUGACAUCAGUGAACUGGCUCAACACAUCAGCGUCAUGUUCUACAUCACCGCCGGUGUGGCCAGCCUCAUCUUUGUGCUGGUUGUGUUCGUGUUUCAAGAAAAACCCAAAACCCCUCCGUCUCUGGCUCAGGUGGCGCUCAGAGACAUGCCCAUGGGACAGAACUCAUACAUGGCUUCAAUCUCAAGACUUUUCCGCAACAAGCCCUUCAUCCUCCUCCUCAUCAGCUACGGACUGAACGUUGGAUGUUUCUACGCCGUUUCCACACUGUUGAACAGGAUGAUAAUAGAGCAUUACCCCGGUGAAGAGGUGAAUGCUGGGAGAAUUGGCUUGACUCUUGUCAUUGCUGGCGUGGUGGGCUCUCUGAUCUGUGGAAUUUGGCUAGACAAGACCAAGACUUAUAAGCAGACGACUCUCUCAGUUUAUCUGCUGUCGUUUGUGGGGAUGGUGAUCUACACCUUCACCCUGAACCUGGGUCAUCUGUGGGUCGUGUUCCUCACAUCAGGAGCGCUGGGGUUCUUCAUGACGGGUUAUCUGCCGCUGGGUUUUGAGUUUGCAGUGGAGCUGACGUACCCAGAGUCAGAGGGAACCUCGUCAGGACUGCUCAACUGCUCAGCACAGAUGUUUGGAAUCGCAUUCACCAUCAUUCAAGGCAAAAUCAUCGAUCACUUCAGCACACUGGCCGGCAACAUCUUCCUCUGUGUGUUCCUCCUCAUCGGCUUCAUCAUGACAGUGCUUAUAAAAUCUGACCUGCGGCGACAGAAGGCCAACCAAAAGUCUCAGACAGAGAUGAAUGCUAACUCAUCCAUACAUUCCCAAGAUGGAAAAUCGUUGCCAGUAAAAGAGGUUAAGAUGUAAAGAGAAACCUUUGGAAUGACACUUUCUUCAGCACAUGCGUACACAACUUCAUCAUAUCCAGAAAUCCUCCUAAAACGUACACAGUAUCCUGAACAAUGACAGCUCAGUUUAAUUGCCCAAUCAUAAGUGAGUUUUUACCUUCAUAUUGCCUGCAGUAUUUAAACUAACCAAUGGUUAGUGCUCAUUACAUUAAAUGCCACAACACGCAGUGGGAAUCAUUCACGAAACACAAUUUUGUAAAAUAUUUUUUUAAUUCACACAAGUAUGGUUAUAUGAACGAUUAUCAUGAAAAUGGUUCUGCUUGUGUUUCAUAAAUGAGGCUUUUAAUGUGUUGGUAAAUAUAUCAUGUUUGCAUGAUGGUUUCUUAGGUCUGACCUAAUGUUUUUAUUACUAGAGUAUUAAUAUAGUACAAGUGUCUCUGUAACAGACGCAUCUAGAUCUGAUUCAAGAGAUCUCAGUCUGUGUUCAGGUUGUUGAUGCUGGACAUCACAAUAUUAUUAUGGAAGGUCAAAGUCCUUCAAUAAAACCAUCAACGGAAACUGAAAACUACUUGAAUGUGCAAGAACAUCAGUCAUGUGAUCAAUGAAGGACGUGUGAUGCUCAUGUCUUACAUAAUGCAAUACUAACAGACUGCAGCAGGACCCGACAACCAUACAGUACACUUUUCAUAGAAAAGCAAAGACAGUAAAACGAGGAGCAUAUUACUAACAUUAACUGACAGUAAAGAGAGAGAGAGAGCACUUCUGUUGCAUGCUCUUGAUUGCUGAUUGCUCACUCAGCACACAUGCAUCAUUUGAAUUAAAUCUAAAUUGUAUGUGCAAUUAAAAACAUGAACUGUUACGGUACAGUAAUCACAUAACGUUUUCAAUAAGUUUUCUGUGCGCACGCCCAGAAAGCUUCCUCUCAGACAGCACGCGAUUAGCCUAUUAAAGGGAUAGUUCACCCAAAGAUUCAAAUUAUCCCAUGAUUUACUCACCCUCAAGCCAUCCUAGGUGUUUUGAAGCCAAAAAUA